AUGUUCGAGAUCGACUGGAAGGGCCUCGCCCUUCCCUUUGCCUACCUGCUCGUCCUCGGCGGCGCCCUCAUGACCUUUUCCACAAUCUACCGCAAGCGCAGGGCAGCCGAGAGCGCCAACCUCGCCCCGUGGUUCGGCCCCAACCUCCAGCGCAACGUGUACCUUUCACUCCUGCACAUGAACCCUGAGCCGGGCAGCGGCGAGAAGACCCCGCGCGUUCCCGAGAGCCUGCUCCGCGCGGCGCUGCUGCGUCGCGCCGUCGAGGACAUCGAGCGCCUCAUCCAGAUCAAGACGGCCAAGCAGGCCUGCAGUUCACUGCUGCUGAGGGGCAGCGUGGGUGACGACCUGUGGCAGCGCUUCCAGCGCGCCGAAAAGGAGAUGGAGGAGGAGCUGCGAGACGUGGUGCAAGAGGCUAAUGCCCUGGCCCCCAACUGGGGUCCUACCAUCUUCCAGUCCGCCCACGAAAUCGCCGCCAACACGAAGCUCCGCCAGCGGCUCGACGAGAUCCAGUCCCAGACAGAGGCCGAGAAGCAGUGGUGGGAGAAGCGACGGGGUCAGAUCCAGAGCGAGUUCAUGAAGGAGCUCGACGAAUCGGAGAAGGGCUCGACCAAGGGCAGCGAGGACGACGCGGUGCUGGUUGACACGCCUGCCAAGGGUGGCAAGAAGGGCAGGAAAUGA
This is a messenger RNA of Purpureocillium lilacinum, 678 nucleotides long. RefSeq names its product translocation protein S66. The record is from RefSeq and is a predicted model, not a curated record. Gene Ontology annotation, biological process: post-translational protein targeting to membrane, translocation. Gene Ontology annotation, cellular component: Sec62/Sec63 complex. NCBI's taxonomy places the organism in Eukaryota, Fungi, Ascomycota, Sordariomycetes, Hypocreales, Ophiocordycipitaceae.